AUGCGUGAAUACACUGUUCUCGUCUCAUUAUUUUCUGUCUUUCCUGGUGGUGUGGAAAAAAUUUGGUUCGUGGAUAACUUUCUUCUGAAUGCCAAUGACUUAGCGCUUGUUAAAAAAGCCUUCCGAACCCUCGAAAGCCUCGAAACAAGGGAUAUUCUCAAGCCAGAAAAGCAAUUGUUGACUAAUUUACCAUUCUGCCUCAGUGUCGAUCUUAUCCGUCUACUCAAUCUAGAUAUAAAGACAAAAAUUCUUCUAGUUCUUCCAUUCAGGCCAUUACCUUACGAUGUAACUUUCAGAAAACAGCUCUUGGAUCGGCUUCAGCUCAUUAGUGAUCGUUUGGAGAAAGAAAAGAUUCGUUAUUUGCAAGAUAAAGCUGAAAAGAUAGAUAAAGUUUUCAUCAGAUUCAGAUACCAUACGUCAGCUCGUAUGGCAUAUCAGUCCCUUCUUCUAGCAUCCACGAAGCACUUUGAAAAAGCUGUUGCAGAUGUGAACCCCGACGAUAUUAUUUGGAAUAACUUGCUUAGAAGAGAUGGCGUGUUGGUAAAAUUUAAACUCUUAUUGAUUGAUAUCUUGCUCAUUUCAGUGAUUCUUCUUCACGUCUUGCCUGUUGCACUCGUGGGUCUCUUCUCCCACUCGAUGUCCCGAAUACUUCUUUGCGUCAGGGGAAUUAAUAAUCUACCUGGGGAGCUCCGCCAAAUAUUUUCCGGGUUUCUUCCUUCGUUGAUGUUGAACGUUUUGACGGCAACCCAGUUAAGGCUUAUCAAAUCGUUGCUUAUCCGCCAUAAUGUUUGGACAGGUAGCGAACUUCAACUUUUAUCACAAGAAUGGUACUUUUCAAUCUUAUUCAUUCAUCAGUUCCUAGUCGUUUCCAUUUCAUCCAGCUUCACUUCGAUACAGGUUUUCAUGCUGCUCACGACACUUCCAAGAGUCCAGUGGGGACUUGCGUAUCCUGUUGUUACAGUACACGGAAUUGUUGGAUUGACUUAUUGUGUGAUAGCACCUCCUAUAGUUGCUCUCGUCAUUUCUGGCCUAUCCGUCUUAUUAUUUUACUAUAAAUACGCUCUUCAGUUUGUCUAUGACCGGUGCAAUCCCUCGGAGACAUACGGCAAACUAUACUUGAGAGCUCUCAUGCAGCUAUACUGGGGAGUAUACUGUCUCGAAUUCUGUAUGGUCAGCAUAAUAUUCAGAAAAGCUGUUGGAGAGGAUGAGCUUUGCAGUAAGCUCCACUUUCUUGUUAUCGAUAACGUUCCACAGAAGUAUCUCUGA
This is a messenger RNA of Candidozyma haemuli, 1266 nucleotides long. It is a transcript of the gene SPO75, whose product is annotated as Spo75p. The transcript has 3 exons. Bases 1 to 1266 code for a protein of 421 amino acids. NCBI's taxonomy places the organism in Eukaryota, Fungi, Ascomycota, Pichiomycetes, Serinales, Metschnikowiaceae. The record is from RefSeq and is a predicted model, not a curated record. Gene Ontology annotation, cellular component: plasma membrane. Gene Ontology annotation, molecular function: calcium-activated cation channel activity.